AUGAAUAUAGACUCGACUUCAUUAAAUAAUAAUAAUAAUAAUAAUAGUAACAAUAAUUGUAGUAAUAGUAAAAACAGUAAUAGUUUAGAUAUUGAAAUAUACCCAAACAUAAAUAGACUUCAUCGAUAUAAUAGAAAUGACUCUAUUUAUAAUAAGAUAAAUAGUGAAAGAAAUAACACUCUGUUAAAACAAAAAUGCAUUUAUUUUCAGGACGAAAAGAAUAAAACAAAUCCAACAACAACAACAACAACAACAACUGCUACUACUACUACUACUACUACAACAGCAACUAGAAUAGCGGCAGAUAACAAUAAUGAAGAACUUAUAAAUACCAAUAUAAAAUCAAAGAUUAAACACAUAUGUACAUGUCCAAUCGAAUUCGAUAAUUUAGUAGAUUAUGAAAAUCAUUAUCAUAGUAUACAUAAGAAUUUUUGCACAAUUUGUAAAAAGAAAUCAUAUCCUACCUAUAAACUAUUAGAAUGUCAUAUUUUAGAAACUCAUGACAAAUUAUUUGAAACUUUAUGUUUAAAAAAAAAAAUGUUUGAGUGUUUUGUAUGUGACAGAGUAUUUUGGUCUGAUUAUUCAAGGAAAUUACAUUUAGUUGAUUAUCAUAAAUACCCAAAAGAUUUUUAUUUUCAUUCCAAACAAAGAUCAAAAGAAUUGGAUAAAAUUAGGUUAAAAGGUUUGGAAGUUGCAAAUAAUAACAAUAAUAAUAACAAACCAAAUAAUGAUGAAAAAACAAAUUCCGAUAAUAUGAUGGAACUUGAUCAAAUCAUUAUGGAUAUUGAAUCAUGUAAUACCAAAGAUUAA
Dictyostelium discoideum AX4 is the source of this 810-nucleotide messenger RNA. RefSeq lists its product as hypothetical. Lineage: Eukaryota; Evosea; Eumycetozoa; Dictyosteliales; Dictyosteliaceae. The record is from RefSeq and is a predicted model, not a curated record. The transcript is spliced from 2 exons. Bases 1 to 810 code for a protein of 269 amino acids.